AUGACCUCUCGACUUCUCCAUCCCGACGAAUACGAGUUGGAUAUGCGAUCGCGGUCCUCAAUUGACUCUCAGGGCACCUUCAAUCUCGACGAAGCCGAUUUCGAGUCCCAAACAAUACCAAAGCACAGCAGUCUGAUCUACCGCCCACCGCUCCUAUCGCGCAUCUUAGGCUCAAACUACUACUCCGGAUACCGUCGCCUCAACACCCCCUCCAAACCUUUCCUUACCCCUUCGAAACGACCAAGCUGCUACCGACUUUGCGUGCCUCGCCGUAUUUCCUUCUUCCUUCAGACCUUUUUUGGCAUCUUACUCGCGCUCCUCGUUCUAGCGUCGACUUUCCGUCCUUCGUACACAUGGCGCCCUGCGCACUACACUGCUCUUAGCCAAACCGUUGCCAACUCGACUACUCACGGUCGAGGCAAUCCACGAAACGAAAAGAUCUUCAUUGCUGCGAGCUUGUAUGACCGUGGUGGAGACAUAGCCGGUGGACAAUGGGGGCAGAGAAUCCUUGCCCUGAUUGAUUUGCUCGGCGAGGAGAAUGUCUUUCUCAGCAUUUACGAGAAUGAUAGUGGAUCAGCAGGCGCAGGCGCUCUGCUAGACUUCAAGGCCCAGGUUUCCUGCAACAAGUCGAUUGUAAUCGAGGAUAAACUAGAUUGGGCCGACUUGCACGCAGUGACCGUCCCUGGUGGAUCGAAACGGGUCAAGCGCAUUGAAUACUUGGCAGAGGUCCGGAACCGAGCCCUACGACCAUUAGACACAGACCCGGAAAUGCGAUUUGAUAAACUAUUAUACCUAAACGACAUUAUUUUUGAUCCCGUUGAUGCGCUUCAGCUUUUGUUUUCUACGCAUGCCGACGAGAACGGAGUUGCCCAGUACCGGGCCGCCUGCGCCGUCGAUUUCAUUAACCCAUUCAAGUUUUACGACACUUAUGCCACGAGGGACCUCCAAGGCUACGGGGUGGGUCUCCCUUUCUUUCCCUGGUUCACCACUGCUGGCAAUGGAUCGAGCCGCAAAGAUGUCCUGGCGGGGACGGAUGCUGUUCGGGUCCGCAGUUGCUGGGGAGGAAUGGUUGCGUUCGACGCUCGGUACUUCCAGCAGCCAAAAGCGGGGCCUUCUCAGGACCACGUUGCCCGAUUUCGUGCGUCUCAUGAUCCGUUCUGGGAGGCUUCUGAAUGCUGCCUUAUACAUGCAGACAUUCAGGACAUUCCAGUCAACCCCGAAGAUAUUGAAGAUACUGGCAUCUAUAUGAACCCAUAUGUGCGAGUGGCAUAUGACCCUCGCUCAUUCUCAUGGCUAGAAUUCACGCGCCGAUUCGAGAGGCUAUAUACCCUCAUCCACAACAUCGGAAGCCAUUUGGCUUCGUUGCCUCACUACAAUCCCAGACGAACCGAGGUCCCUGGUCAGCGUGUUUUUGAGACCGCUUGGGUUCCAAGCGAAGACGACUACAGAGGGGGCUCGUACCAGGAUAUUCGACGAAUCGCCGCGAAUGAUGGCUUUUGUGGCCGCCGGGGACUUCAGGUGCUCGUGGAGGACCGUGUAGAAGGGCAGGCGGGCUGGGAGAGCAUACCGAUUCCGACUUGA
Aspergillus calidoustus is the source of this 1581-nucleotide messenger RNA. NCBI's taxonomy places the organism in Eukaryota, Fungi, Ascomycota, Eurotiomycetes, Eurotiales, Aspergillaceae. The record is from the annotation of a GenBank genome assembly.